Alternaria triticimaculans is the source of this 2472-nucleotide messenger RNA. RefSeq lists its product as uncharacterized. The transcript has a single exon. The coding region runs from base 1 to 2472 and encodes 823 amino acids. The record is from RefSeq and is a predicted model, not a curated record. Lineage: Eukaryota; Fungi; Ascomycota; Dothideomycetes; Pleosporales; Pleosporaceae.
AUGUCUGCUAUUGACACUACCCCUGAUGCAUCUGGUGCGGUCACCGUUGACAGCACUAACACCAACACUCCUGUUGACGCCAAACAAGAAGCUCUCCAGAAGAAAGCCGCCGAGAGCGAGGCCAAACGCAUUGAGAAUCUUGCGAUCCAGCGGAAGAAGCUCGAAGCCGCUAAGCAGAAGGCCGCGCAAGAGUUGGCAUCCAAGGGCAAGAACGCAGUGCUCAAAACCCAGCCUAGCCGACCUACACGACGACCUGUGAAGAAGAACCGGAAACCGCUUCUACCUCCUGCCAACCGGACUCACGAGAUUGAAGCGACUAUUGAGAAGACGAAAGCUAGCGCUGAAGAGAAACGUCUUGCCCCUCUGCGGAUUGUACGCCCAAGCUACAGCUACAGCGACAUCGUCGAGCAGCGCGUCGUAGACGGUGUAGUUGAGCGCAUUGUGCAUACCAACCAUCCUGCGCAUGAGUCUUGUGUCGCCCACAACCACGACGAUGGUAUCGAGCAGCGCAUGGCAGACGGCGUCACUGAGUCUACCUUACAGUCCGCUGAUGCGCCCGAGACUGUUCAGUCUGACACCGACGUUGAGUCAGAUAGGGCCACGGAACCCUAUACUGAGUCAGACGAAGACGCUCCUCAGCUAGUACAAGAGCUUGCCUCUCCAGAGCAGGUCACUGUCCUUGAAGACGACGACGACUUUGCCGAAGCUUCCAGUGUUACUACACUACCCCAGAUCUACAUCACUGCUCCGAUAGGUGAUGCGGAUGAGGAGCCUUCGAUGACUGAAGAUCUGGCUGAGGCAGUCGACACGUCGUCCGAGCCGACCAAGGUGACUGGCGCUGAAAAGUCGACCUGUAGCCCUUCGGCGAUCCUGUCGAUGCCCAACUCGGCUCUUUACCCUUCGCGCCUAUCCCGCGACGAAGAGGCUAAGUUGGUCGCCAUGCACGUUACUCCCAUUGUACUGCCGGUCGCUGAAGCCAAGCAGCAGAAGCUUAGCAAGGCUCAGAAGAAGGCCGCUAAGACAUCUGAGGCAUCUAAGGAGGUGGCCACGACGAAGUCCGAUGUGGUUCAAAAGCUUCCCGAAACCGGCUAUGCCCAAAUUACCUUUGAUGAUACAGAGCCCAGUGUAAUCCCGGAUGAGUCUGAUCACGUUGCUAUACUGCUUGCCAGGCCCAAUGGCUCUGGUGUGACCACAGAAUCUCGCAACCUUCACGAGAAGCUCGUCGCGCUUCAUGUCGCUCCACCUUCGCUGCCAGUCACUUCUCACAAGCAGCAGAAGACUCCAACAGCCAAGUCAAAAGCUACUAAAGCUGAUCAGAAGAAGACUGUCACUGUUGAGAAAAAAGAGCAGAAAUUUGUCGCUUCUUUUCUUUCCAAGCCUAACGGCCCAGGCGAGACCAAGGAGGCGCGCGGCUUUCAUGAGAAGCUGGUUGCGCUUCAUACCACUCUUGUCUCGCUGCCGGUCACUGCGCCCAAGCAGCAAAAGGCCUCAAAGAAGGACCAGAAGGCUACUAAAGCUGAAAAGAAGAAGAUUGUCGCUACUGAGAAGAAAGAGCCUGACUUUAUCGCCUCUCUACUCUGCAAGCCCAACGGUUCGGGUGAGACCAAAGAAACUCGCGACUUUCACAACAAUCUUGUGGCUAUGCAUGUAGCGCCACUCGAAGUUUCGGUAUCCAUACGACAGAAUAAGGAUAAGAAAGCUGAGAAGGCCAACAGGUAUAUUGAGACUUGGACCGCUGACCCCGAUGCCGUUGAUGCAAUGUUCAUCAGCAUGGUGCCUCCCAUUACCGAGGAGCCUAUCUCUGCUGUCGAGGAGCUGAGUACAGACGAUGCAACGCGCGACGAGCCGUCUGUCGUCAUUGCGACUCCUAACCAGGGGUUCUGGCAAACUGUUCUUUCCAAAACACCUGCCAACGAAGCCACCACCGUCGAGCAAACGGUAAUCAUCCCGGACUCCGCCCCAACCACCACUCCUCCCACCUCCUCCUACGACGACUCAUCCUCGGAGUCCGACACCAUCAAGUCAUACAGCUCCAGCCACUCCACCCCAUCCAUCCGCCGCGCAGCCUCAAAAGCACGCACAACCUUUCUCGGCGCCACCUCCCUAGAAACCUUCAUCACCACCCUCGACUUCGAACUCUGGGACGGCACAACGACCAAAGACGACAUUUGCGAGGCCUUCGCUUCCUUAGCCGGUCACCCCACAACCACAACAACUAGUCUGAAUACCGCUAAGAUCCAGCGGAAGAUCAAGUUGGGUAGUACUUCACUAUACGCGUUCCUGCGUCAGAUCACGUUCAUGGAGGAUGAGGUGACGGUUGUGGGGGAGGUGAUGAGGGUGUUUAGGAAGGCAGCGAGGAGUCAGGUGACGGAGACGAAACUGGAGGUUGCGCUGUGGCUUGCGGAGGAGACGGAUGAGGGCAGUCAGCGAGGCAGGCGGUCAAAGCGGGCUUCGAUGGCUGGUGGGGUCUAG